AUGGCUGAGCGUCUCAAGCGCGAAGUUAAAGAAAAUGCCCAUCUCCGCCGCGAGGUCCGCGCGAUCCACGCCCCGGGCGAGUUUCUCAGGGCAACGACACCGGAAAGUCUCAACAGUGAAAAAGAACCACGCCCCGAGGUAUCCGCCAUCCGUCUUCAACGUGGGGCUGACUGUAAAAUUGUCAGGAAAGACAUUAACGACAAUGUAUCCUUUGGUCGAUCUUGUACUGUUCUUAUCACGUUCUACCUCGAAAACUUACUUCUAUUCUUAUUCCCCUUCUACUGCCCUUCUCCCCUCGAAGGCGUCUGGGAGACGGUGCUCUCGCAGACUAGAGAUGCAUUUGGGGUGCUGAGACAGUCACUGCAGGUUAUCGACGGCUCAGGCAUCACCGAGCACAUACACGGCGCUGUGAGGAUUAUGGCAAGCAUCAUGCAAAUGCAGCGUUUCGAAAUCACUAUAUUAUGCUUCGAUAACUGUCAAGCGCAUCUAAACACCGGCUUGGCUCUGUUCAAACAACUUCUCGAGAGCCCUGGCUCAGUCGAAUCAACAGGGCUUAGCUCAAACUUCAACGCUGUCGUAGAUCGUCUAGGGCCGCCAACAGGGAUUUCACCCGCCCAGGAUGUGAAGGUUCAAAGUGCCGAGCAGGCCGCUUUCGUUUCUCCUCUGCCCUUUUGA
This is a messenger RNA of Daldinia decipiens, 675 nucleotides long. RefSeq lists its product as uncharacterized. The record is from RefSeq and is a predicted model, not a curated record. The transcript is spliced from 2 exons. The coding region runs from base 1 to 675 and encodes 224 amino acids. NCBI's taxonomy places the organism in Eukaryota, Fungi, Ascomycota, Sordariomycetes, Xylariales, Hypoxylaceae.